AUGACGGAAGUUCUUUCUCUCGAGCUUGCCGCGAGAACUGAUUCUCUAAUUUUGACAGAAACAGUUUUGUUGGCCGUUAUCAAUGUUGCCGCCCUUUCCGGCAAUCUUCUUACAUUAUACUCCGUGUACAAAAACCAAAGGCUCCGCACGCUUCCAAACAUGUUCGUCAUAUCACUGGCUGUAAGCGAUAUUCUGAUGUCCACUUGCUGCAUGCCUUUUACAGUUUUAACCCUGUUUCACAGUCGGUGGAUGUUUGGUGAACGGUUUUGUCGAUUUCAAGGAUUUGAGGCAUUGACAAUUGGAACGAACAGUCUUGGAACUAUGGGAAUCAUUGCAGUCAGCCGAUAUUUCUGUGUUGUUAGGCCAGAAAAGUAUCCCUUGUUGUUUAAGAAGGAGAAAUCUCUUGGGUACAUUGUUGUAGUUUGGUGCCUGGCUCUCGCUGGAUCUGUACCCCCGUUUUUCUUCAAAGGAGGUACAUUUGAUUUCCAACCUGGAAAAGCAAUGUGUUUGUACACAUUUGAAAGUAACAUUUCUUACACUAUCUCCAUUGAGUGUUUUUAUAUCGCAACGCCCUUGACAAUUAUCACAGUCUGCUAUGUUAAAGUUUUCCGAAGAGUUUUGCGAUCAAAUCGCGUUUUCUGCCAAGAAAAUAACCUCAGCCAACUCCGCGCCAAUGUGGAAGAAGCAAAAGUCACGAAGACUCUAGUAGCUGUUCUGGUUGGGUUUGCAUGUUGUUGGCUCCCAAUUUCUGUCAUGGAUAACAUUGACGCCGCCCGAGGUGAGCACACUUUGCCGAGACAAGCUUAUCUUACAUACUCAUUCUUGGCAUAUAUUAGUAGCACUAUAAACCCCUUCAUAUAUGGUUGCAUGAACAAGCAAUUCAGACGGGAGUACAAAGUCGUGUUUAAGAAGAUUCUUUGUCUUUGUCGCCGGAACACCAACGACAGCUCUGAGAGUGGAGGAAGAAAUUUCUUCACGCGAGCCUGGUCUAUCUGA
This is a messenger RNA of Pocillopora meandrina, 996 nucleotides long. The record is from the annotation of a GenBank genome assembly. NCBI's taxonomy places the organism in Eukaryota, Metazoa, Cnidaria, Anthozoa, Scleractinia, Pocilloporidae.